AUAUAUGCUCAAACAGUUCAACAUUCAUCUCCACAGUCGGACACUAAAAGUACUUAGUUCUUAGAGUACAUUUUACUGAUCAUUGUGUUCUUUUUUCUUCUGUGUCAAUGCGAUCAAGAGAUUACAUCAAAAGUUUAAAUGACGAUAACAGCAACAAAUGGUAAUGAUGUGGUUGCUUUAAGAGUACAACAAGAAAAUCUUGAACCAAAAAGAUCUAUUGGGAAUGGUACUGGAAUUGAAGACUUAGAUGAUGAUGGAAAACCAAGAAGAACUGGAUCUACGAUAUCCGCCAGUGCACAUAUUAUCACCGCGGUUAUUGGUGCAGGUGUUCUAUCACUGCCAUGGUGUAUUGCACAACUAGGAUGGGUUGCUGGACCUAUUGCGCUUGCCAUCUUUGCCUACAUAACGUUUUACACGGCCAGUCUCCUAGCUGAUUGUUACAGAUAUCCUGAUCCUAGAUCCGGAAAGCGAAAUUAUAAUUACUCUGAAGCUGUUGGAACUUUCUUAGGUCCAAGAAUGCAAAUGACUUGUGGGAUUAUCCAGUAUGUGAACCUUUUCGGUUAUUCAGUUGGCUACACAGUUACAGCAGUUGUUAGCAUGGUGGCAGUAUUCAAAGCUUCUUGUUUCCAUAAAAGAGGUUUGGGAAAUACUUCAUGCAGGGUUUCUAAUUUCCCGUUCAUGGUUGGAUUUGGAAUUUGUGAAGUUAUUCUCUCUCAGAUCCCAAAUAUAAGUGAGCUUACAAUACUCUCAACCAUUGCUACCUUGAUGUCUUUCACCUAUUCCAGCAUUGGUGUGUUGCUCUCGGUGAAUAAAAUCGCUAAGGGAAAUACGGGGAAGACAAGUUUGACUGGAGUUAAAAUUGGGCCAGGAUUUUCAGUAGCAGAUAAAGUGUGGAGUACCUUCAGUGCAAUUGGUGAUGUUCAAGUUGCAUUCUCAUUUUCACUCAUCUUGAUUGAGAUUCAAGAUACUAUGAAGGGUCCAGGGGAGAACAAAAAGAUGAAGAUGGCAAACUUGAUAAGUAUAAUGACAACAACUGUGUUCUAUGCCUUAUGUGGGUGCCUUGGAUAUGCUGCAUAUGGAAAUGAUGCUCCCGGGAACAUGCUCUCUGGGAUUUAUGACCCUUUGUGGUUGGUUGUCCUUGCUAACGUCUGCAUUGUGGUUCACCUCGUUGGGGCGUAUCAGGUAUAUAACCAGCCCUUGUACGCAGCAGUCGAAUCCUGGAGUUCAAAGAAAUGGGAAAAUUCAAAGUUCGUAAAUCACAAAUACUCAGUAAGCAUACCAGGGUUCAAGACCAAGAAGUGCCAUAUCAACAUGUUUAGGAUAGUCUGGAGAAGUUGUUAUGUGAUAGUGGCUACACUAUUAGCCAUGGCAUUACCUUUCUUCAACGACAUACUUUCCUUCCUCGGAGCAACUGGUUAUUGGCCUUUGACUAUUUAUUUCCCGAUAUCCAUGUACAUUUCCAGAAAGGAGAUUAAGAAAUACAGUUCCAAAUGGAUUGCACUUCAAUCUCUUAAUGCAUUUUGCUUGAUCUGCUCCAUUGUUGCUGCUUGUGGUGCUGUUCGUGGGAUUGCCAAAUCUCUUGCCAAUAAUCCUUUCAAGGCCAAAAAUUGAUCUUAAAGGGAUGAAGAUUAUCAAUUGACAAAAUCUUUUGAAGCGAAACCUGAAAGUAAAGCCAGUGUACGGGAAUCGCAUAGCUUAAUGAUCUUAUGAAGUGAUACCGGUAGAAAUACUCAGUCUUUGUAGGUUUGAUGUAAGAGAGUUAAGUGAUAGUCUAGAUUUUAAAAUCUUAGCUUGCUUGUAACUCAUAAUAAGAAAUUCUACACAGCUUUUUUCUUCUUUUGGACAUUUUCGGUUCGGAUCAAUUAAACUUUAUUAUUGAG
Papaver somniferum (opium poppy) is the source of this 1880-nucleotide messenger RNA. Its product is annotated as amino acid permease 8-like. Lineage: Eukaryota; Viridiplantae; Streptophyta; Magnoliopsida; Ranunculales; Papaveraceae. Gene Ontology annotation, cellular component: plasma membrane. The transcript is spliced from 7 exons. The record is from RefSeq and is a predicted model, not a curated record. The coding region runs from base 139 to 1611 and encodes 490 amino acids.